CAGUUCCAAUUUCACACAUCAUACUACAGUACAGACUGCUUGCCUACUAUUAACACUACAGCAGCAUAAGAACAUGGAAUAACUAUGCAACAAAACACUAGUAUAUAUAGCUAGUACUUUCACUACAGUUAUGAACUAACUACAUAUUCUAUAAGUUCGCAGAAUAUACACGACACACUCUAAGAGUAUAGUUUCAGCAGCCUCCAAGACGACAGACAUCCUCUCCGAGGUUCCUCAGAGCACAGACAUUGAGUGUCUGAGUGAUCCUCUCUCCCAGUCCCUGGUCAUGCCUGGUUCCAGUCUCACGCUCUUCUUCAUUGAGACUGGAGAUAGAGGUGGGGCAGGACGGACUCACCCUCACCAGCAGACCGUCAAGGACGAGGGAGGGACCCGUGGACACCCAACUCUGAAUAAUGCCCACCAGGUGGGUGGAGUUUGUGGUGGGGAAAGGGUUAACCAGAGUGGUGCGGUAGGUUGUCUUGGUAGGGUUGCCAUGGCAAACAAACACCCCCUUUCUGAAAAAGCUCUGGGUUAAAUUAUAGCAUUCGGAGCAACUGUUACGUA
This is a messenger RNA of Geodia barretti, 564 nucleotides long. The record is from the annotation of a GenBank genome assembly. NCBI's taxonomy places the organism in Eukaryota, Metazoa, Porifera, Demospongiae, Tetractinellida, Geodiidae.